AUGUUAUCCACGCUGCUAUCGGCGUCCUUGUUCGCCGCUGUUGUUCGGGCAGUGAGCUUCACUGUUGGCUCUGCCAACGGCAAUGCUACCUCACCGUACCAAUAUGGUCUGAUCUUCGAGGAUAUCAAUCAUGCCGGCGACGGUGGCGUCUAUGCAGAGCUCAUCCAGAACCGCGCAUUCCAGGGUGACAGUAUCUUUCCUAAGAACCUCAACUACUGGAACCCACUCGGUGGUGCGGCCUUGUCCCUGCAAAAUCUCUCGACUCCCCUCUCGUCUGCCCUGCCCACGUCCAUGCAAGUGACGGCCGGCAACAGCACCGGCGGUACCAUUGGGUUCUCGAACGUUGGAUUCUGGGGAUUCCCGGUUGUCGCGGGUUGGCAGUACAACGGUAGCUUUUGGGUUGAGGGAGCUCUCAAUGGCAACGUGACGAUUGCACUUGUCUCCAACAGCAACACGUACUACGCCGAGGCGUCCGUUGCCGUCCACAGCUCUAGCGCUUGGACACAGUACAACUAUACCUUCACGCCAACCGUCAGCGCACCGAACAGCAAUAACACGCUCAACUUCACUUUCGCUUCUUCCUCUUUAAGCGGCGCGGUUAACUUCAACCUGCUCAGCCUGUUUCCGCCAACCUACAAGAACCGACCCAAUGGUAAUCGCAUCGAUCUCAUGGAUGCUAUGGCCGGCCUGUACCCGUCCUUCUUCCGUGCGCCAGGUGGCAACAACGUCGAAGGCCUUCAACCGCCCUACUGGUGGAAUUGGACGCAAUCGUUGGGCCCCCUUCAAAACCGGAACGGUUAUCCGGGAACCUGGGGUUACGAGCAGACCAACGGUCUGGGUCUCAUCGAGUAUAUGCUGUGGGCGCAAGAUCUUGGAAUGGAACCGAUCCUUGCUCUCUGGUCCGGCCUGUGGCUCAAUGCUAGUUCCGUUCCGCAGUCCGGCAUUCAGGUCUACGUACAAGCAGCACUGGACGAGCUCGAAUUCUUGAUGGGCGAUGCCUCCACCACCUGGGGCGCGCUGCGCGAGUCGCUCGGCUAUGGGCCAUUCCAGAUCAACUUUGUGGAGAUUGGCAACGAAGACUCCCUUCUUGUCGGUAGUGCGGCCACUUACAGUGCGUAUCGCUUCCAAGCGUUCUACGAUGCAGUUAGCGCUGCAUACCCCAACAUCACCAUUAUCGCUUCUUAUUACGAUGUCAACGGAGUAACACCACCUGACAAUGCUGCUGGCGAUAUUCAUAACUACGAAUUGGCAAGCCAGUUCGCCCGUCAGUUCACGCUCUUCGACAAUUACACGUCUGCUCAUCCCAUACUCCUCGGCGAAUAUGCCGUUAUCGCAUACGACGCACCCGGCGUUACAGCUGUACAAUGGAACGCCGGUGCACCGCGAGAAUUCGUACCUGUGUGGUACAGCUCCGUAGGCGAAGCUGUCUAUCUUCUGGGCGCGGAGCGCAACUCUGACAAGGUGAUUGGCGCCGCUUACGCGCCAACCUUCCAGAACCUCAACUCGUGGGCGUGGAUCCCAGAUAUGAUACAAUUCGACGCGUAUCCCGGCCACACUACAUUGAGCACAAGCUACUAUGUCGUUCAGUUGCUUUCCGGCACCCGCAUCACCGAGAACCUGCCCAUCACCAUUACGUCUGGCCAAUUCGGUCCUGCGUACUUUGUCGCUGGUCGCAACAGCGAGACAGGCUCGCAUAUUGCGAAGUUUGCCGUCUACAAUGCCACUGCCAACGGAACCAGCAAUUACCCGAUCAGUCUUUCGUUCGACGGUGUCGGGCCCUACGCCACGGGCAACCUUACCUACCUCAAUGCGCCAAUGAACUCCACCAACCCUAUUGGCGGCAACGUGGUAACGAAGACAGUACAAACGGUCACAGCAAGUAGGAAUGGCACCUUCUCCUUCACGCUUCCCGACUGGACCGUUGCCAUACUGGAGGUCGGCGCCAACAAUGCCGGUCAAGGCUACGGCUACGGCAACCCGGGCAACCGUCCAGGCUGGCUGGGUCCAAAGUCAUGGGGCCGUGACUCGUGGAAUGGCGGGGGUUGGGGCAACCCAGCCCAGGGUUGGCAUCACGGCUACAAAAAGUGA
This is a messenger RNA of Baudoinia panamericana UAMH 10762, 2088 nucleotides long. RefSeq names its product glycoside hydrolase family 51 protein. The record is from RefSeq and is a predicted model, not a curated record. Gene Ontology annotation, molecular function: alpha-L-arabinofuranosidase activity. NCBI's taxonomy places the organism in Eukaryota, Fungi, Ascomycota, Dothideomycetes, Mycosphaerellales, Teratosphaeriaceae. Gene Ontology annotation, biological process: L-arabinose metabolic process. The transcript is spliced from 4 exons. Bases 1 to 2088 code for a protein of 695 amino acids.